UCGCGAGGUUGGGGCGCGCUAAGGGGGCUGGUCGGAGGCUGUCAGGGGAGGUUUUCCCCUCGCCAGUGAUGGGGCUGAGCCCCGCUGACCCCAGAAGCUGCCGGUUUGCUGCGUCUGCCGGCUUCUGCGUCUGCUCACUGAAGAAGCUGAACAGGCGAGAGGAGUCUCUUUUCUUGGGUGCAUAGGUCCCUGUUAGCAGAGGCUUUGAGUCCUAAUCGCCACAGCUGACGGCUGCGAGGGAUUGAGAGCAGAAAAUGAGUUGCACAAUUGAGAAGGCACUUGCUGAUGCUAAAGCUCUUGUGGAAAGACUGAGAGAUCACGACGAUGCCGCAGAGUCUCUGAUUGAGCAAACCACAGCUCUCAACAAGAGAGUAGAAGCGAUGAAGCAGUAUCAGGAAGAAAUUCAAGAACUUAAUGAAGUUGCAAGACAUCGGCCACGGUCCACAUUAGUUAUGGGAAUCCAGCAAGAAAACAAACAAAUCAGAGAAUUGCAACAGGAGAACAAAGAAUUACGUACAUCCCUGGAAGAACAUCAGUCUGCCUUGGAACUUAUAAUGAGCAAGUAUCGAGAGCAAAUGUUUAGAUUGCUAAUGGCUAGCAAAAAAGAUGAUCCGGGCAUAGUAAUGAAGUUAAAAGAGCAGCACUCCAAGAUUGACAUGGUACAUCGUAACAACUCCGAAGGAUUCUUCCUUGAUGCAUCUCGACACAUCCUUGAAGCAUCUCAACAUGGACUGGAGAGGAGGCACUUGGAAGGAAAUCAGAAUGAAUUACAAGCACAUGUUGACCAGAUAACUGAAAUGGCAGCAGUAAUGAGGAAAGCCAUUGAAAUUGACGAGCAACAGGGUUGCAAGGAACAGGAACGAAUACUUCAACUUGAACAAGAAAACAAAGGCUUGAGAGAGAUCCUUCAAAUAACUCGAGAGUCAUUUUUGAACCUUAGGAAAGAUGAUGUGUCGGAAAGUACGUCUUUGUCAGCAUUAGUGACCAAUACUGACCUGAGCCUGCGGAAGAGCUGAAGAGCUUCUAAGUCUGCGAGCUUCUUACCAGGCUGCAAAUGGUCACUGGGACCGGCCUGCUAAAAUGAAUGAAUUAACAGAAAAAUCAAUCUCAAGCUGCCCUUUAUUUUUUUUUCUAUAAUAUGUACAGUGCACUGGCAAUGACAUUUUUAAGAGAUAGCAACAAAAAAUGCAUAGUUAAUGGUCAUAGACUUUAUUCCAAAAUAUAAUUGAAAAGUAAAAACUAAGCCUUUGUUAAUUGGUGAACAAAGGAAAGAUUUUCACAGCGACGGCUGAACAUAUCAGGAGCUUUCAGCAGUGCUCUUGGCCUUCUGGAUGAUACUUGGAUAAACACAUUCCCAAUAAAUGUUGGGAAUUCAUAAAAGUAUCCCAAUUUUAAAAUACAAAUUUUGCCAUGGUUUUGUGAAUGGAAAAUUGUCAUGUUAAAUUUUAUCCUCCGUCUUUUGUGUCAAAGCUAACAAAUAGCUUGUGUACCAUGAGACUUCAACUUUAAUGAUUGCCUGUCUACUUUUAUUAUUUAAAUUUUUGUCAAAGAAAAUUCAGUUUGAGAGGCUGUAGGAAUCUUUUAUAUGCACCAUAAACAAAAGAGGUAAUUUAAUUUUAGCUAAUUUACCAUAAUUAAUACUCAGCUAACAAUUAUCCAUAACUUGUUUAAGUAUAUGAAAUAUUUCAGGAAUGAAAGAGAAGGAAUACUACUUUCUAAGAAAGAAGAUCUUAUAAGAGACAUAUUUAGUAGGUUAAACUACUCUAGAAAGAAUAAGUUUUGGUUCUAAAUCAGUAAUGAAGAUGAGAUUUUUCUCUUCUCUGGUUGAUCUUUAAGGAUAUUAUGUAGCUCAUUUAGCUAACAGAGUUGAAAUGUUUGAUAUAACAAGCUAGGUAUGGUAAUUUCAAAGUAAAUUGAGAAUUCCUCUGCCUCAUAGAACUCUUUUUUUUAAAAGUAAUUACUCUUAAGAGAUACAGAAAAAAUAAAAUUUCAAAGAAAAAUAAUUUUUCUGGAUCUAUUCUUAAGCUCUAUCUGGUCCUCAAGGCUGUAAGAGUCUUCUUAUAACUUUUCAGUCAAAAGGGGGAAAAAAUCUAUGGAUUUAGAUGUAUUUGUUUGAUUUUUUACAAAAUACAUAUCCAGUAUGUAAAUUUUUAAAAGCUACCAGAAAUAGAAAUGUGCUUUAACAUCAAUUGAAAUCUAAAUUUUUCUUAUUUUGUGGUGGUUAUAGAAUAAAAGGAUAAAAUAAGAGCAUCAAAUAUGAUUAAAUAUGUUAUACUCAUUUAUAUUAAAUAUAAAAAUUAGCACAAUAGAAAAUUCUACUUUUGAGUAUAUAAUUUGUUAAAGAAAUAUUCACAUGGUGAUUUUUAUGUAUAAUUUCAUAUGUUGGUAAAAUUCAAAACUACUUUUCACUUCAGAAUUUUUCUAUCUUAAGUUUGGAGUAAGUGGGGUUGAUGGGGCUAAUUGAAUAGAAAAGGGCUAAUGGCCCUAACAUUAGAUUUCCUUUCUCAUUCAGAGGCCUUAACUGAUAUUUUAUAAAUAAAUGACAGUUUUUAUUUUUAAACCUUUCUAUUGAUUUUUGGGAAAGUAGCCCUUACUUUGACAGUACAUUCAUUUAUAUAGUUUUCAUCCCAAGUCAGAAUUUAAGAAAAUAAGUUACACCAUUGAGAUUUAGUCUGAGGCAGUUCAUUGAGGCAGCUCUAUUAUAAAACAUUACUUGAUAAAUAAUUAUUUUUGUAAACAAAUAAGUUGAGUUAAUUUAUUCUUGGUGUUCUUACUUGGAUAUAAUUUUAAGAUCUUUGUGUUUAAAGACAUUUACUUUGUUAUAUAGCAACAGUUUUCCAUCCCAUACUUUUUUUUUUUUAAAGCAGAACCUUAAAUUUAUGUCUGAGAGUAUGUACUGCAUAGGAGCCUAUUUUAUCAAUAAAGAUGAGUGAAUAAAAUU
Messenger RNA from Ceratotherium simum simum (southern white rhinoceros), 2941 nucleotides. NCBI's taxonomy places the organism in Eukaryota, Metazoa, Chordata, Mammalia, Perissodactyla, Rhinocerotidae. The record is from RefSeq and is a predicted model, not a curated record.